AUGUUAGCAACAACUUCACCAAACUCGUUAGUCAUGAAUCCAACAUCUAUGUUAGUAGAGAUGAAAAGCUUCAUUCCUUCUUCAUAUACUUUCGAAACAGAAAUCCAGAAGAUAAAGCAAGAACUUCUCCAAGGAGAUUUAGACUGUAGUGCGAAAGAUGAAACAAAUGAAGAAUAUCUUUAUGAAAUGCAGGAUAUUAUUGACCAUCUACCUAAACUUCCUGAAAUCCAACAACAAAAGCUUACUAUUCCUGAAUUCGAUGAAAUAGAAGUCAAAGCAACUGACUCAGUAGAAACCAAGAAGUUCAUACGUAAGGUAAACUAUGAGUUUCUUGGAUUUCAUUGCAACCACAAAGUCAUGGACAAAGACUGCGAUAUGGUAUAUAAAAAUGUUUCUGACAUAUAUAAAUCUGAAGAAUUUAAGACCUACGACAACUUUGUUUCGUUAGUUGCAAAAUGUGUAUGGCAGAUAAGAGAUAAAGAUAAAAGAGGUAAAGUAUGGAACGAACAGAUAAAACCAGCAACUUUUGAGUUAAAGAAAACCAUUGACGCCUUAGUUGUACUUGCAGGACAAAUUUCAAUGUACAAUGCUAAAAUGAACCCACAAUGUUCAAA
Trichomonas vaginalis G3 is the source of this 614-nucleotide messenger RNA. Its product is annotated as organellar and viral DNA polymerase type B. The transcript has a single exon. The annotation marks the transcript as partial. NCBI's taxonomy places the organism in Eukaryota, Parabasalia, Trichomonadida, Trichomonadidae. The record is from RefSeq and is a predicted model, not a curated record.